This is a messenger RNA of Apis laboriosa (Himalayan honeybee), 2833 nucleotides long. Its product is annotated as potassium channel subfamily K member 18-like. Gene Ontology annotation, cellular component: membrane. Gene Ontology annotation, molecular function: potassium ion leak channel activity. The record is from RefSeq and is a predicted model, not a curated record. Bases 1129 to 2688 code for a protein of 519 amino acids. Lineage: Eukaryota; Metazoa; Arthropoda; Insecta; Hymenoptera; Apidae. The transcript has 6 exons. Gene Ontology annotation, biological process: stabilization of membrane potential; potassium ion transmembrane transport.
UCGACGAACGCCGUUCCUCGUUCAGUCGUAGCGAAACAAUUCCAUUCGAUCUAUAGAAUCGCGUUGAUAUCGGGUUCGCGAUAAGAUCAACCGAUUGGAUUCAACUGAUCGUCCAAUUUUCUUCGCGAAAACACGAGAAUAAUUUUUGAUAAAAGUCAUCAUGAGUCGAACACGCGACCAUCAUUGGCAGAGGAUGCUGCGAGCAGCGUGCAACAACGUGGCAAGCUUCUGAAACCAGUUUUUUAACGAGGAAACUACAUUGGAUCUCCCUUGGCUCUCCCCGGAUCUCCCCGUCUCUCCCUGGCUCUCCCCAUUUGCACGGGCACACGGAAAUGAUUCUUCAAGAGAUUUCGCAUCUUUUACAGUGUGGCUCGCGUAUACCAACGAAAAAUACAAGUUUGGUGAAGUAGAUGAUUGUUUGGGAAUGGAUCUCUCCAAUUGAAUCAACCGCUUGACGUCGCGAGAUGAGUAACAGAUGACAGGGUCGCGCUCGUGGAUCAAUGUAAACGACAAACAGGCUCUGGGCUCCUCGAUCGCAUCUGAGAGGAGGUGGCAAAGGGCGAAGUCGUCGCGAGGCAGACUGUUGAUCGACCGUGUAUCGAAGAGAACGAGAAGAUCCGAAUAUCGCGAAAAACAUAGAUGAGAAACGAAAAACGAGAGAUUUUUUCAUAUUUAGAAACGAGAUGUUCUGCUCUCUGAGAAGAAAAUUUUUCAAAUAAUUCCGAAUUCUGCAAAGAUUUCCGUCCAAAGACAAAGGAAGGACGGAAGAGACGGAUAAUAAAAGGUCCUGAUUCGACUUUUCGCAAGAUCGCUGACUAGUAAGGAAAACGAAGAAUAAUUUACGGUAACGGUUGGACUCGAGCGAUUCGAGAAGCAACUGGGAAAAGUUUGUUCCGCGUCGACGAGCCGAUAUGCCCGGCGAAACGACUGUGGGAAGUUGAGGACUGUCCGGGCGAUCGCUGCCAAGGUUUGCCAGCGCACCAAAUGGACGAGGCUCGAGGGAGGAUAGUGGAACGAUAGGAGGCGACCGGUUGCGGCUGCAGCUGCGGCGUCGGUCGCUGCACCUGCAGCUGCAGCUGCGGCGACGACGAGGCUGCCGGUAGCGGCGUGUAGACGGUGGUUGAAACGAUGCAGAGCACCGGCGACUACUAUCAGAGGGCGCCGAGAUGCUGUCCAGGAAGGAACGCGAACGCGAAUACGGACGCGUUGAGAAUCAGCGCUUCCGUGAGGGGAGCGGAAUUACUGUGUUGCUGCUGCAGUUGCAGCACGGCAACAUCUACCAAGACGCCAGGAUUGUUGGCCAGCUUAGGAGUCUGCGUGCUUGUGCUGGGGUACACACUGCUUGGUGCAUUCGCUUUUAUGGCGCUGGAAGGUGGUCUGAAAUCGGAUUCAGCGAACGAUCUGCUCGUUUCCACGGGUUCAAAAUCUGAGGGAGGAUCGUACGCGGUACCUAGUCUUGAAGAUGAUACCGCUAUGGAACUGAGAGCACGUACCGUUGAAAGACUCUGGAGUAUCACAGAGGAUCUGAAUGUAUUGUACAAGGAAAACUGGACAAGGCUAGCAGCGAGAGAAGUGUUUGAAUUCCAAGAAAAUCUGGCACGAGGUCUUAGGAGAACUUCUUCGCAGUAUGAACCAUCAUCUCGAUCUAGGGAACAUUCCAUGGAUAGGAGAUCACAUCGAAGAUGGACUUUCAGUGGUAGUUUGCUGUACUCCCUGACUCUGAUCACCACCAUAGGAUACGGUAGCGUGGCGCCUCGCACAGUCUGGGGUCGUUUGAUCACAAUAGUGUACGCUUUAGCCGGGAUUCCCUUAAUGCUAGUCUAUUUAAGCACGGUUGGUGAUGUCCUCUCAAGGAGCUUCCGCCGUUUGUAUGGCCGACUGUGUAGACCAAGAAAUUGCAGCAGAAAGCAACAACCACCUCCACCGCCGCCUCCUGUAGGCGGAAUUAUGAGCAAAACUUACAGAUACGAUAACCAUGUCGACUCAAAAUCUGGAAAUUACUAUUCGGCUAGUAGAGAGAGCUCCUGCGAUGAUUUAGGAACUAGAGGCACCAGUAGUGCCAUCUUAUUGGAUUGUGGAAGCGAGGGAUUGCUUCAUGCUACUACUAGCUCUACUGCUGCACUUCAGGAUAUGUCGUCGGGAAACAGUAAACGUCAUUUUCAUCCAUGCUCACUGUCCCUAUCGACGAACUCGUCACCAGGCUACGUGGUGGAAACGAAUCCCGUGAGGAUACCGAUUAGUCUUUGCUUGGUGAUUAUGCUGAUCUACAUAUGUGGUGGCGCGCUAAUGUUUAACCGUCUGGAAGGUUGGAGCCUUUUGGAAGGCGGCUACUUCUGCUUCACCAGCCUCGGAACCAUUGGUUUCGGUGACUUAAUGCCCGUUGGACGAAACGCCGCGUCCGCUACUCUGGAGGAGCUCAGCUUGUGCGCCUGCUCACUCUACAUACUCGCUGGGAUGGGCCUGAUCGCCAUGUGCUUCAACCUCGUCCAGGAGGAGGUGGUACGCGUGGUCAGGGUCUUCGGUAGAACCUGCGGCAUGUCGUCGGGGGUGGUGGUCGGACCUAUCGGUGGUACAGGUACCAGUCCUGGGCUCAAGGCCGACUUGGAUGACGGAGGAGGUACCAGUGACUCGCGAUUGUCCGAACAAGAAGAAGAAGCGAUCGCCAUGUCCAUGGUGCCAACAUCCUGACAGCAUCAGGCUAGGAGUCCCGCGGACGGGAAGCUCCUGGCCCACACGUCCAACACUGCCAUAAAACCAUCACCAGGUCAUCAUUCUCUGCCACGAAAGAAAACAUCCGAAUCCAGAAAUUCUUCGACUCAACAGUUUCAACGUG